Opisthorchis viverrini is the source of this 1033-nucleotide messenger RNA. RefSeq lists its product as hypothetical. The transcript is spliced from 4 exons. Gene Ontology annotation, molecular function: FAD binding; oxidoreductase activity. Gene Ontology annotation, cellular component: mitochondrion. Lineage: Eukaryota; Metazoa; Platyhelminthes; Trematoda; Opisthorchiida; Opisthorchiidae. Bases 54 to 581 code for a protein of 175 amino acids. The record is from RefSeq and is a predicted model, not a curated record.
UUCUUAAGGUGUACAAGGCGAACACCAACCCGAGCUUCCCUCGGGGCGGGAAAAUGUCGCAAUACUUGAUGAACAUCCCACGUGACCAAUACAUAGACGUACGAGGACCCUCCGGCAACCUGCACUACAAGGGACUAGGCGUGUUCGACAUCAAACCAGACGAAUCUAGUCCGGCCCAGAAGUACACUGCCAAGUUCGUGAACAUGAUCUGUGGUGGUUCCGGAAUAACCCCCAUGUUCCAACUCCUGUCGUACAUUCUCAGUAAUGACAAGGACAUGACGCGACUAUCUCUAGUUUUCGCAAACAACUCUGAAGGUGACAUUUUGCUCCGUGAUGAACUGGAUGCAUAUACGACGAAAUUUCCCAAUCAACUUCGCGUGUGGUAUGUGGUGAAGGAGCCACCUGCAAAUUGGACAUACAGCUCUGGCUACGUGACGGAAUCUGUUCUGUCUGAACAUCUGUAUCCGCCGGGCAACGAUACACUUGUCCUGCUCUGCGGUCCCGCUCCAAUGGUCGAGUUUGCGUGCUAUCCGAAUUUGGCCAAGCUGAAUUAUGCGAGAAAUCGGAUAUUCGCCUAUUAGACUGGUUGAGUUUCGGCUGCUUCGCUUUCGAUCACAAGGCAAAGAUUCGCGCCCUUUCUUGAGACAGCACUCAUGCUCACCAAACUGCUUUCGCCCGCUCAUGCUAAGGAUACUGCCUGAUCAUUUGAUUUGAGACAUAUCGCUUAGAUGACCUUUUACUUACUGUUUGACCCCGGCAGUUAGCUGUCAUAUCUCUACGGAUUUCCCUUGCUAUUUUUCAUCAGUUGUCAUUUUUCAACAAUUAGAAAUACAACUUGGGUAAUCGGGUAUACAGUCCUCCCUCGCACCAAUGGACCAAUCGUUGGUAGUAGUGUCAUGGGAUGGUUUUACCCUCUUCUUAAGUGGUGAUGUUCAAAAGCGCUAUCCUGGUUGUCGAGGGUGUUUUUGUUUAUCAGAUGCUAGUCUUUUUUAUUCUCCAUUGGAACGAACAGAUGGAAAAUCGUCAGUUGGGG